Helianthus annuus (common sunflower) is the source of this 480-nucleotide messenger RNA. RefSeq lists its product as uncharacterized. The record is from RefSeq and is a predicted model, not a curated record. The transcript has 2 exons. NCBI's taxonomy places the organism in Eukaryota, Viridiplantae, Streptophyta, Magnoliopsida, Asterales, Asteraceae. Bases 1 to 480 code for a protein of 159 amino acids.
AUGUCAGCCGAUUCGUCGAGCUCUUCAUCUGACGGUGUUCUCGACGAUAUGCUUAUCGCAGUGACGCAGGAGACGAUUAAUCAUUUGCGAGAAGAAGCCCAAUCGACUACAUCGCGUACCAGACAACCGCAUCUUGAACAAGAUCGGUUAGGUGCUCAUGAACGUUUAAUGCACGAUUAUUUUUGUGAAAAUCCGUUGUACGAUGAUGAACAGUUUAGGCGUACGUUUCGUAUGAGCCGUUGUCUUUUCCUAAGAAUUUCUAAUGAUCUUGCGGCCGAAUUCUCUUUUUUCACACAAAAAGAAAGUGCUAGUCGCAAAAUUGGUUUCUCUGGAAUACAAAAGUGUAUUGCCGCAAUUAGACAACUAGUGUACGGCAUAGUGACUAAUGCGUGGGAUGAAUAUUUAAGGAUGUCAGCCAGAAGUUGUCGUGAUUGUCUUGAAAAUUUUUUUGAAGGUGUUAUCUUUCUUUACGGGAGGUGA